Molecule: messenger RNA, 2857 nt
Organism: Tripterygium wilfordii
Lineage: Eukaryota; Viridiplantae; Streptophyta; Magnoliopsida; Celastrales; Celastraceae
Product: CRS2-associated factor 1, chloroplastic
Exons: 5
Coding region: 142-2559 (805 amino acids)
Biological process (GO): Group II intron splicing
Molecular function (GO): RNA binding
Source: RefSeq, a predicted model, not a curated record
UAUUGUCUCCGUUUCUGGCGUUGUUCAUUCCACUCGAUCCUCCAGUCAUGGAGAUGUAGUGUAGAGCACCCUAUACCUCCGAGAAAUUCCAGUAGCUACGGCCGACAAUUACCCUUCUACUACUGCUGCAAAAAUCUACAAAUGGCGCUGAAACUGUUCCCCAUUCCGUUCCCAAUCUUUGCUCCCCCACCAAACUCACACCCUUCUCCAGCCCCUAACGCGAACCCCGACUCAAACUCGAGUCUAUCUAACCGUCCAGCUUCAGAGGUCCGGUUCGCGCGGUGGAACAACGCUAACGCCGAGAAAUUCAAUGAAAGACGGCGCUCUCUGAAGGAAAUCGAGGACGAUAUCCGACGACAACGACGUUUUACUGGCGUCGAUAGGAUAGCCAACACCUAUAACCCUGCACCGCCCAAACCCAUCACCACCGGCAAUACCACGGAUUAUUACAAAUCCAUAGGUACUCCUUCGUCUCCCUCCUCUCCAUCCAUCCCUGGCAAAAAGUCCAAAUACUCUAAGGAUCCCACAAACCACCCAGCAUUUCGCUAUCUUCAGAAACCCAGAAAUAUAUCCCCUUCUCGCAGCAGGAACAACAACAACGGUUUUGCGACGACAGCACCACAGCCAGCAAUUGACAGGAAAGCAGAAGUCAAGCUUAGUGAAGAUGGACUAACGUAUGUAAUCGACGGCGUGCCUUUUGAAUUAAAGCACAGUUACACCGAGACCCCGAAGGUGAAGCCUCUGAAGCUUCGAGAGCCAGCCUAUGCUCCGUUCGGGCCCACCACUAUGUACAGGCCAUGGACGGGGCGUGCCCCGCUAUCACCCAGUAAGAAGAAGUUGAAAGAGUUCGAUUCCUUUACGUUGCCGCCACCUCAUAAGAAGGGGGUGAAGCCAGUACAGUCGCCCGGACCCUACUUGGAUGGGUCGGGGCCCAAGUACGUGUGGACAAGGGAUCAGAUACUGGGAGAGCCAUUGACGCAAGAGGAGAUUAACGCAUUGGUCCAUGGGUGCCAAAAGGCGAAGCGGCAAUUGAAUAUGGGUAGAGAUGGUUUUACUCACAACAUGUUGGAUAAUAUACACUCACACUGGAAACGAAGGAGAGUAUGCAAAAUAAAAUGCUUAGGAGUUUGCACAGUGGAUAUGGAUAAUGUGUGCCAGCAAUUGGAGGAAAAAACUGGAGGGAAGGUCAUUUACAGAAAAGGAGGGGUGCUAUACCUUUUCCGAGGUAGAAAUUACAAUUGGAGAACUCGGCCCCGCUUUCCUCUUAUGUUGUGGAGGCCUAUUACCCCUGUAUAUCCAAGGCUAGUGAAACUGGUGCCAGAGGGUUUAACAUUAGAAGAAGCAACUGAACUGCGCAAAAAGGGACAUGCGCUGAAACCAAUAUGCAAGCUAGGGAAAAAUGGUGUUUAUAUUAAGCUGGUUAAAAAUGUCAGAGAGGCCUUUGAAGAAUGUGAGCUGGUUCGAAUAAAUUGUGAAGGAAUGAAUGGCAGUGAUUAUCGAAGAAUUGGUGCCAAACUCAAGGAUCUUGUCCCUUGUGUGAUAAUGUCAUUUAAGUAUGAGCACCUACUUAUAUGGAGAGGAAGGAACUGGAAGUCAUCCCACCCAGAACCAGAAGACGACAACAAGGAAGCUGAAGAAUCCAACACUGAGAGUGUAAUUUCCAUCACAGCAUCUGCAGAAGGCCAAGAUUCAUCAGCAUCAAGCAGUCAAGUUCUUUCAUUUCAAGAUAUGAGCACUAAUUUACUUGACACAAGCACAUCCCCCGUGGGUUCUGACAAGUGGAGAAAGGAUCUAUGUGCUUCAAAAGAAAAUAUGUCUGAGACAGCUUUCAGUGCUAUUUCAACUGUGCAGGAGGAGAGAAAGGAAUCCACUUCAGACAUUGCAGAUUGUUCUGAUGAUAAAUUGGAAGCCAUGACAAGUAAUACCGAGAGUACUAGCAUUUCAGCUUUCAUGGUUGGCGAUAAUGAGCUGUCCAAAGAUUCACAUGAUUCAUGUGAACAUGGGACUACUUGGAGUGAUAUUCAAUCCACUACUGGUGAAUCAACCGGUUCACCGCUGGUGUCUGACACCAAACCAGCUGGUGUUCGGAGCAGAGAAAAUGAGUUGGAGUCUUCUGUUGCAGGUUCUUUAAAUCAUGAGAGGUCGCAAGAUGUUUCUGGGAAUCCUGAAAAGUCGAGUGUAGCUUACACUGAGGGAGUCUUGAGGCUAUGGAGGCAAGCUAUUGAGAAUGGUAGUGCAGUUGUAUUGGAUGAUGCUUCUUUGGACGCUGACAUUGUUUAUUGGAAGGCCAUGAGAUUUGCCCAGUCUGCUCCACCUGGGCCUAUCUUUGAGCAUCAUCCAAGGUGGGUGGCAAGUCAAAAAGGUGAUGAGAAAGAAAGUAGUAGUGAUUCCAAAGUGAAGGAAGUUCCAACUGUUGCAAAGAAGAACAAAAGUAAAAAGGACUUGAAGUUGAACAUUGAAAGAAAAAUUGUGAGGACAGAUGAUUUGGAUGGACAAUAUCUUGACAUAGUCCCAAAAGGAUGUCUAGGGGUUGAUGAACUUGCUAAACUAUUAGCAUGAUCAUGUUAGCAAUAUUGGAGAGGAAGUAUUCAAUAUAGCCAUUGUUGUUAUAUGAAGUCUGUAGAGUAGAUUAUGGUUCAGCUCACUAACGAUGGUUCGAACUCUGAAGUCUUCUUUCAAUCCAUAUUGAUACAAACUUGAAUAAAAGUUUCCAUCUAUUUCGCAUUGAAUCAUAAAUCAGUUUCAAGGGUAGGAAGUGAUAGUUCUUCACAUAUUAGGAACAUAUCUCAGAAACAGAACUAAAAGACUUGCUCUCACAGGAUAUUUAAUGAAAUUAUCUUGAGAACUUCUUUGUUGA